This is a messenger RNA of Solanum verrucosum, 1080 nucleotides long. Its product is annotated as acyl-CoA--sterol O-acyltransferase 1-like. Lineage: Eukaryota; Viridiplantae; Streptophyta; Magnoliopsida; Solanales; Solanaceae. The coding region runs from base 17 to 1078 and encodes 353 amino acids. The transcript has a single exon. Gene Ontology annotation, biological process: lipid metabolic process. The record is from RefSeq and is a predicted model, not a curated record.
AAGAAGAAACAUAGAAAUGGAAGGGCAGAUCCACAAUUUUAUUGUUGUAUGGGUUAUUGUCUUAGCAAGUUUAUGUUAUUCUCACACCAUAGCCAAGUUUAUUCCAAAAGGCAAAUCAAGAUUUGUGGCAAUAUUUCCAAUUGUUUGUCUAUUUUUCAUUCUUCCUCUUUAUCUCACCUCAAUUAAUCUUGGUGCUACUACUUCUUUCUUCAUUACAGGACUAGCCACUUUCAAGCUCAUUCUUUUUGCUUUUGGUAAAGGCCCUUUGUCAUCAACCCCACCUCUACCACUUUCAACAUUCAUUCCCUUGGCUUGUUUGCCUAUAAAGUUGAAAAAAUAUUCUACUAGUGAUAAUGUUGAAACCAAAAAAAGGACCAUAAGUUCAACUUUCAAUCUUGUUACAAAGAUUGCACUUUUAGCCAUUUUGAUAAGGGUGUAUAAUCAUAAAGAAAAUUUACACCCAAAAUUCAUUCUCUUUUGUUAUUGCCUCCACCUUUACUUCAUGUUAGAGAUCAUGUUGAAUAUAGUUAGCAUCGCGGUUCGAGUGGUGAGUCGAGUUGAGCUCGAGCCAGCCAUCAACAAUCCUCACCUGGCUAGCUCGCUUCAGGAUUUCUGGGGUAAGAGGUGGAACCUCAUGGUAACUAAUAUACUCCGUCUAACCGUCUAUGAUCAUGUUCGUUUGGUUAUUAAGGACCGGAUCCCGAGGAAGUGGGCCCCAAUUCCAGCUGUGCUCGCCACGUUUUUCGUCUCGGGGCUAAUGCAUGAGCUGUUUUUCUACUACAUUGGAAGAUUGAAGCCUAGUGGUGAAGCCAUGAUAUUCUUUCUAAUUCAUGGAGUCGCAUUGAGUGUUGAAAUCGUUAUCAAGAAAAUGAUCAAUGGCAAAUUUUUGGUUCCUAGGAUUAUUUCAGGUCCAUUAGCACUAGCAUUUAUUAUUUUCACAAGUUUUUGGUUGUUUUUUCCUCCUUUUUUGAGGGGUAAUACGGAGCUUAAAUUAUGUAAUGAAUAUAUUGCUUUCUUUAAAUUUAUUAGGUAUGGUCAAUUAAUUAGUCCUACCAAUAUCACAUGUUCACUCCUGUAAGA